Messenger RNA from Medicago truncatula (barrel medic), 1711 nucleotides. RefSeq names its product malonyl-coenzyme A:anthocyanin 3-O-glucoside-6''-O-malonyltransferase. Lineage: Eukaryota; Viridiplantae; Streptophyta; Magnoliopsida; Fabales; Fabaceae. The coding region runs from base 2 to 1546 and encodes 514 amino acids. The record is from RefSeq and is a predicted model, not a curated record. The transcript has a single exon.
AAUGUCAUGUUUCUUUUCGUUUGAAUUUCAUUUGAGCUAUUCAGCAAUUUCCUUUAAAUUAUACUUUAUACAUGCAUUACAUCUCUUGAAAAUGUUGCUACUCCUAAACAGCUUGCAUCACAUCCUUCCAUUUUCACAAAUGGCAUCUCCUACACAACAAGAUCUUAAACUUAUUGAACAAACUCUAAUUAUUCCAUCAUCUACAGCAACAAUUUCUCUUCCUCUCACAUUCCUUGACUUGCCUUUAGCUGGUCCAAUCUAUGUUAGACGCCAAUUCUUCUAUCACUUUCCUCAUUCAACAACUCAUUUUUGCAAAACAACACUUCCAUCUCUCAAACACUCUCUUUCUCUUACUCUUCAACAUUUCUUCCCUCUUGCUGGAAAUCUAAUCUCUCCACCACCACCCCACAAACCCUUUAUCCUCUACACUCAAAAAGAUUCUGUCACCUUUACCGUCAUCGAAACCUCGGCGAAUUUCAACCAUCUUUCAGCCAAUCACCAUCCCAAAAAUCUUAAAGACUAUAAUCAUCUUGUUCCAAAGUUAACACACAAAACAACCUAUGAUGAUAAUGACAUUGAAAAUAACACAUUCAUUUUCCCUUUGUUGGCUUUGCAAGCUUCUGUUUUCCCUAACCAUGGUCUUUGCAUUGCAAUCACAUAUUGUCAUGUAAUGGAUGAUAGUUGUUGUAGUCAUUUCAUGAAAUCUUGGUCUUUUAUGCAUAGAAAUUGUGAAGUAGUUGACUUGAAGUCAACACCUUGUUUUGAUAGAAAAAUUUUUAGGGACCCAAAAGGGCUUGAAAAUGUUUUCUUAAGAGAUUAUUUUGAAGAAAGAAAAACAUGGAAAGAGAAACUCAUUGGUCAAACUAGUGAAGAAGAGUAUGUAAAAGCAACUAUUGUUUUUGCAAAAGAGGAAAUUGAGAGAAUGAAAAUAUGGGCACUUAAUCAAUGGAAGAAAAAUGAUCAUGAAGUUCAAGCGCCACAAUUGUUAUCUAAAUUUGUUGUAACUUGUGGUUUCAUUUGGUCUAGUUUGGUUAAAACAAGAUAUAGAAAUGAAAAUGAUAAUGAUGAUGAUGAAAAAGAAGAGUAUUUUCGUUUUGCAGGUGAUUGUAGAGAUAGACUUGGGUACAAAAUACCAGAGGGGUAUUUUGGAAAUUGUUUAACAUUAUGUCAUGCAACUGUGAAGAGAAAGGUUAUGAAGGGGGAAGAUGGUUUUGUGAAUGGUGUUAAAGAAAUUGAAAGGGCAAUAAGUGAAAUGAAAAAUGAACCUUUUAAAGAUGUAGGAGAAUGGAGGGAUACAUUUAAGAAGAUGUAUGAGGUGGGAAGUGUAUUGUUGGUAACAGGAUCACCUAAGUUUAAUGUUUAUGAGACUGAUUUUGGAUUUGGUAGACCUGUUAAAGUUGAAAUGGUGCAUUCGUUUAAGUGUAUGUCUAUUGCUGAAAGUGGAGAUAGAGAAGGUGGUCUUGAGGUUGGGUUGGUGUUUAAAAGUGGAGAAUUUGAAUAUUUUUGUGCUGUAAUUGAACAUGGACUUGAAGCUUUGAAAUGCUAACAAAGGUGCUACCAUUGUCUCUUAAUUAGUUUAUGCGUUUUUUUUUUAUUUUGAGAAAUUCUUUUGGAACACUGUUCUAAACAAUCGACAAUGUAUAAAACUACAGCCCAGCUAAACAUUUGUAUCUCUGAAUUGUCAUCUCUAAUUGACUUUCAGAAUCUUUCA